This is a messenger RNA of Symbiodinium natans, 1965 nucleotides long. NCBI's taxonomy places the organism in Eukaryota, Dinophyceae, Suessiales, Symbiodiniaceae. The record is from the annotation of a GenBank genome assembly.
AUGCUGCCAGCAGAGACUUCGAAGCAGCUGAACAAGUUGACUCAGGAGACCUUCCAGAACUCAUAUUCUGCACUAAGCAAGUUGUUUUCUUCACGCAUCACUUUGGAUGAAGAGGGCACGCUCCCACGAGAGUUUGGGGACGAAGUCAGCCAACUUGAGAAUGAUUGGAUAUCGGAAGAAACGCAACAGUGGAAAUCAAUCCUGCCAAUUGCCAUCCUGCGAGAAAAGUCGUCUGAGAAGGCAAGAGAGGCCUUUUGCUUCAAGUUCAACACCGAGCAAAGAUGCCAAAAACCAAAUUGCAAGGUGCCUCACACGUGCUUCCAAUGCAUGACGGACUUUGAGGAUCAGACGUAUCAUGGUCGGGAGCACUGUGCCCUGAGGGAAGACAGGAAGCAGUUUCGCCAGGACUUUAAGGAAAAGGUUGACCCGCUGGACUUUGCAGGAGAUUUACGUCAAAAGAUAAAGCUCAGUGGCCGUGGCCCUCGCAACAAAACGACGACUCUGCUCUCGUAUCUGGAUGCACAGGAAGUGAGCCGCAAGCAAUUGACGCCCAGAGAGUUCAAAAUUGAUGUUUUCGAGUUCGAAGCAGCCACACGUGACACGAACUCAAGCGAUGCACCGCCAGUGGCAGGAAGCUGUACCCUUGACAACGAAUACCCUGUCGGCGGUGACCAGGCAGGUUCUCACACGCGGAGAACACCAGCCGCACAUGCAUCAAGCUCAGCCAUGCUGUCGUCGCAGCCUGAAAUGUCGGGUGGCGGUGGUGACAUGGGUGUGAAUACUGCACAGGCAAUGCCAGCCAGUUCGAGCAACGACAAAGGAAGCUCCUCCGCAGACACAUCAGGCUCAUGCACGACAUCGCCAUUCUUGGCAAAUGCUGUCAUGGACACCGAAAGCACGCUUGGUGGCGACAAGGACGCAAACAACUCCGAUUCCAAGCAGCAAAGUUCAGUCACAGACGCGCCAGCAAGUUCGGGUGCCAACAAUGGCAGCUGGAAUGCAGCAGAGAAGUCGAGCCCAGCGCCAAGAUCAAGCGUGGCGCCGCCACUGCCCGCAACCUCAGGUGGUGACAAGGUGGACCCUGAGCACAAUGAGAAGGAGCCUCCUGUGAUGUGUUUGAAGUUGCCAGACGGUUUAUCGGCAGACGUCUCAUCCUUUUUUAUUGCGUCGUUUGCUUGCGACACUGUCCAGCCGCAUCAGCCAUGCCUUAGCCCUGGCUUAUCGAAGCUGAUGCAUGAGCGGCUCCCCGAUUUUGUCGACUACUUGCAGAAGUUUGUAAGACACGUUCUGGAUCCAAUCAGAGCGAUGCCUUCAUCCGAUGCUUCGGGCGACCUGGCCACUCUCAAGCGCCAUAUUGGUUCUAUCAGACGUAAGAUGGGACAGGCAUCGACACGCAUCUUUCAGAUUUCCCGAUCCCACCAUUAUUUGCUUCUAGAGGACUUGCUUGGCAACGGGGAUUGGUGGGAUCUUCAUUCUACACUCAGGCACCCUUUCUUCUGGAAGCCUGACGAGUGUGUGGAGUUCAUUGGGAAGGUUUGCGAUUUACAGCACAACCAGAGAAGUGGACAAGGUUGGUCGGGCUGGAACACGCUUUCCACGUACCUGAACACGAAGUACAAGGAUUACAUACAGUGCUGCCAGCCCAAAGAGCGUGUGGACAUUAAGGACGGCCGCGGCUGGUGGCGCUUCUUUGGGCAGUUUGCACCGGCAUGGAAAGCCGUUUUUCCAAAAAAACACUGGCGAACUGACAAGGAAAACGAUCGAGAGGACAGCGAUUGGAAGACUUUGCUGGAGCUGGUGCGAGAUCAUCAAGUGCAUCAGCCAUUCAUUCGUGGCGAAUACGCAAAGCAAUUCGUCGAUCUGGUUCCAUUCCUAGUAUGGGCACUCUGGAGGUACGUCCAAGAGAAUAAGGCUGCCUUUCAAAGGCAUGGUGUAUUGAAUGCCCGGUAUUUCCCUGGAAGCUAG